Bactrocera tryoni is the source of this 633-nucleotide messenger RNA. RefSeq names its product endocuticle structural glycoprotein SgAbd-8 (gene Cpr65Az). Gene Ontology annotation, molecular function: structural constituent of chitin-based larval cuticle. NCBI's taxonomy places the organism in Eukaryota, Metazoa, Arthropoda, Insecta, Diptera, Tephritidae. Gene Ontology annotation, cellular component: chitin-based extracellular matrix. Bases 1 to 633 code for a protein of 210 amino acids. The transcript is spliced from 3 exons. The record is from RefSeq and is a predicted model, not a curated record.
AUGCCAAGCGUGCAGUUGACAGUUGUGAUUUGUUGCUUUUUCGGGAGCGCUUUGGCGGUACCACGUGGUUAUCCAAAAGGUGGUCCACCGGCACCGCCACCAAGACCACCAGCACCACCUAGUGGAGGCUAUUCGUAUCCGCCGCCGAGCGGUGGUGGUGGUUCUUUUGGUGGCGGUGGUGGUGGUGGUGCACCCGGUGCUGGUUCUGAGAUACCAAUCAUCAAAUUGGAGUCCAAAGUUAACAUCGACGGUUCAUAUCAAUACGAAUAUGAAACCGGUAACGGCAUUAAUGCACAGGAGUCCGGUUAUGUGAAAAACGCCGAUGAUCCUUGUAAUGCAGUUUUAACUGCGGAGGGCUCCUUCUCCUACACCAGCCCGGAGGGUCAAUCAUUCCUUGUCACCUACACAGCCGAUGAGAAUGGGUUUCAACCGCAAGGCGAUCAUUUGCCCACACCACCACCGAUACCGCCAGAGAUACAAGAUGCAUUGGAUAAGAUUGCUGCUGGUGGCGGACAUCCUGGUGAUGGUGGUGAUAGCGGUAGCGGUUGUCCUAAUGGCGGUGGCGGUGGCUGUCCUUCUAGCUGCAAUGGAGGUGGUGGCCCACCUGCUCCAAAUCCUGGUUAUCUUUAUUAG